Molecule: messenger RNA, 831 nt
Organism: Trichoplusia ni (cabbage looper)
Lineage: Eukaryota; Metazoa; Arthropoda; Insecta; Lepidoptera; Noctuidae
Product: THAP domain-containing protein 3-like
Exons: 5
Molecular function (GO): sequence-specific DNA binding
Source: RefSeq, a predicted model, not a curated record
UAUCUGUAUGAGUGACCAUUUUAGUUUGUGUCCAAGUGUUAGACCUGUGCGCACGCUAAAUUAUCGUAAAUUGUUAAAAUUAUUUUGCAAUUAAAACGCAUUAAAAUGCCUUCUUGUGCGGUGAAGUGGUGUGGGAAACAUUCCAAGACAUCGAGUUACAAAAAGGAUGGUAUAACUUUUCACCGGUUUCCGAAGAUUCCGGAACUAAAAGAAAAGUGGAUGAAUAAAAUUAAUAGGGAAAAUUGGUUCCCAACGAAAUACAGUGCUGUCUGUUCAAGGCACUUCACACCUGAUUGUUUUGAGUAUUUAAAACAACGUCGCCGUUUAUUUAGUUCAGCAAUACCAACAAUGUUUCUACCAAUUUUGGCUUCACCUUAUAGUUUGACUGAGUCUAAUACUAACGUACCUGGGCCUUCGCAUCACAAUACCGGCCAAAGUUUAUCAUCAAAAACAGAAGUGCAUUCUGAAGUUAAUACAAUAAUUGAAGACCAGACUCUUGCGCCGUGCGGUCUACUAGAUGAUAGUCACAUUCUUAGGCCUUCCCAUGUUUAUGAAAGUCCCAGUUCAACAAUGAAUACCAAAGUAAUAGUAGACCCAGAAAUUGGUGAGCUCAGUCCACGAAAACGCAAAAUGAAACGACAAAUAGACCAUCUAAUAUAUUCUCUAAAUAACAAGAAAAAACAUGUAAAGAGGCUUCAAGACAAAAAUAGAGUGUUGGUAAAAAAAAAUGCGAAUCUAAAAGAAAUUUUAAAUACAUUGUCUCAAAAAUCUUAUAUAACCGAAGAAAAUGAAAAUAUUUUAUCCUGCAUAGGUGUACAAAAUCGAGAAACU